This is a messenger RNA of Centruroides sculpturatus (bark scorpion), 3841 nucleotides long. RefSeq names its product unconventional myosin-Ie-like. Gene Ontology annotation, cellular component: actin cytoskeleton; myosin complex; cytoplasm. Gene Ontology annotation, molecular function: ATP binding; actin filament binding; microfilament motor activity. Gene Ontology annotation, biological process: actin filament organization; vesicle transport along actin filament. The record is from RefSeq and is a predicted model, not a curated record. NCBI's taxonomy places the organism in Eukaryota, Metazoa, Arthropoda, Arachnida, Scorpiones, Buthidae. The transcript is spliced from 27 exons.
UUUCUCCGGGAAGACUGCGGAAGAGCUCGCGCCGUACCGGAAAUCCUUUAUCCUCUCUUCUACAUCUUCGAAUGGCGAAACUCGAGUCGCGACCUCGCGCCCGAAAAGGAGUUGUCGAAUUUUUAUACGCCGCCGACCUUAUUCCGCUCCGUUUUUUGACCGUUUCCCCAUCGCCCUUUUAAAAUUCGUUCGUAGCCGGCGACGUUUAAAUCCCUCGUGCCGGAAACGUCAUUUGCCGGCCUUUCCGAAUGACGGCGAUAAAAACCACUCGAACUCUUAUCUAAAUUAUAAUAAAUUCACAAUUUAAUAACAUUCGAUAAGUAAUUAAAUAAAGUUUUGUAGACAACUGAUUAUAUGCGCAAAGAAUUGAGUCUUUUAAUGGUUAAAAUGGAGAAACGACCAAUUCCUGUCUUGUUUAAUAUGAUUUUAAUUUGCGGUGAUGCUCCAUUUGUGUUUGGUUUUUAAUUUGAAUUCCGAAUGGAAUGGCCGGAACGUUAUUUGGCUCCCCUUCUUGUUUUCCGGUGUACCACUGGCAGAGUCAUCACAUUAAGCAGAGCGGGGUGGACGACAUGGUGCUCUUGCCCAAACCCGGCGAGGGCGCCAUCGUGGAGAACCUGAAGAAACGCUACCUGGACGGACAGAUAUUCACGUAUAUAGGACCGGUACUAAUUUCCGUAAAUCCUUUCAAGCAAAUGCAUUAUUUCACCGACAAAGAAAUCGGACAGUAUCAAGGAGCGGCUUCUUACGAAAAUCCUCCGCAUAUAUACGCUCUGUCGGACAGCAUGUUUCGUAACAUGAUGAUCGACAACGAAAGUCAGUGUGUUAUCAUCAGCGGGGAAAGCGGAGCCGGAAAAACGGUAGCCGCAAAAUACAUCAUGUCAUAUAUUGCUCAGAUUUCGGGUGGAGGAACUAGAGUCCAGAAAAUAAAAGAAAUAAUCUUAGAAUCCAAUCCGUUACUUGAAGCUUUUGGAAAUGCAAAAACCGUGCGCAACAACAAUUCCUCUCGUUUUGGAAAAUACGUAGAAAUACAAUUCAGUAGAGGUGGUGAACCGGAGGGAGGAAAAAUUUCAAAUUUUCUUCUAGAAAAGUCUAGAGUGGUAAAUCAGAAUCCAGAUGAAAGAAAUUUUCACAUGUUUUAUCAGUUGUGUCUUGGAGCAACGGAGCAAAUGAAAUCAAACUUUGGACUGGCUUCUCCAGAUUACUUUUGGUAUUUAAAUCAAAGUGGAACAUACAGAGUGGAUGGCAUAAAUGAUGCACAUGAUUUUCAAGAAACAUUGAGAGCCAUGACUGUUAUGGGAAUGUCUGAUAAUGACCAGUUUAAUGUGUUACAAGUUGUUGCUGGAAUUUUACACAUGGGAAAUAUCUCGUUUGAAGAACAUGCUAAUUUUGCUGUUGUUAGAGACGAAGAAUUUUUAGAAUUUCCUGCAUACUUAUUUGGAGUGGAUAAAGAUUUGAUUAAAUCCAAAUUAAUAAGUAGAACGAUGGAUAGUAAAUGGGGCGGCCGUACGGAGACAAUUCAAAUGCAGUUAAACGUAGAGCAGGCAGUUUAUACUAGAGAUGCAUGGGCCAAAGGAUUAUAUUCUCGUCUAUUUGAUUACAUUGUUCAGGAAGAAUAUAUUCAAGAAGGAAUAAAAUGGACUCCAAUUGACUAUUUUAAUAAUAAAAUAGUCUGCGAUUUGAUAGAAAAUAAAUCUCCCCCCGGCAUAAUGAGCGUUCUAGACGACAUAUGUGCCACGAUGCAUGCCGUUAACGAAGGAACGGACGAACAGUUGCAACAGUUUGCUAAAUAGGUGUCAUAUGACGUGGAAGGUUUUAGCGAAAGAAAUAGAGAUUUAUUAUUUACUGACAUUAUUCAAGUCAUGCAAACUAGUCAAAAUCCGUUUGUCGUAAAGUUGUUUCCCGAAGUCAUUAGCGGUACGGUUAGAAACAGACCCACCACUGCCGGAAGUAAAAUAAAGACUCAGGCAAAUAAGUUAGUAGAAGCAUUAAUGCAAUGCACUCCACAUUAUAUUAGAUGCAUUAAACCUAAUGAAACCAAAAAGCCACUCGACUGGGACGAAGAAAGGGUCAGGCAUCAGGUAGAGUAUCUUGGCCUGAAGGAAAACGUCAGAGUUCGGAGAGCAGGUUUUGCCUACAGGCGUCGGUUCGAAAAAUUUUUGAACAGAUAUGCAAUAUUAACUAAAGAAACUUGGCCACAGUGGAGAGGCAAUAUCCAACAUGGUGUUGUUCAUAUACUUCAAAGUGUCAGAAUGGAAAGUGAUCAGUAUCAAUUAGGAAAGACUAAGAUAUUUAUUAAAGCACCUGAAUCGCUGUUUCUGUUAGAAGAAAUGAGAGAGAGAAAAUUUGACAAUUAUGCUCGCAUUAUCCAAAAAGCCUUCAGAUUUUAUUUUGCCAAGAAGCAACAUGUGAAAAUGAAAGAACAAGCAUGCAGUUUAGUUUAUGGGAAGAAGGAAAGAAGAAGAUACAGUCUGAAUAGAAAUUUUAUUGGCGAUUACAUAGGAUUAGAUCAACAUCCAGGAAUACGCAGUCUGUUGGGAAGAAGAGAGCACGUCGAAUUUGCCGAAACGGUCAAAAAAUAUGACAGACGAUUUAAAAUAAGCAAGAGAGAUUUGAUCAUAACUGCAAAACAUAUUUAUCUAAUAGGAAGAGAAAAGGUGAAAAAGGGAGCCGACAAGGGACAAGUGAAGGAAGUGAUUAAGAGGAAAAUUCAUUUGGAAAAUGUAAUUCAUAUUGCAAUGAGUAAACACCAAGAUGACUUUGUGGUGAUACAUGUGAAAAACGAAUACGACAGUCUGAUCGAAUGCGUCUUUAAGACGGAAUUUGUCACAGUUCUUAAUAAAAAAUACCAGGAAUGCUGUCACAGACCUCUCACUCUUCAUUUCAGUGAUAAGUUGGAAUUCAGAGUUAAAAAAGAAGGUUUCGGAGGAGGUGCCGUGAAACACGUGACCGUGGUUACCAGUGGCGGUGAUAAACACACUACGAAAAUAUCGGGCAAAACUUUGAUUGUUUCCAUCGGAGCAGGACUCCCAGUGGAUUCUAGACCCGGAACCAAACAGUUUUCUCGAACAAAUACAACGAAGCACAAGGUCGACGGCACGGAUCCUCGGAACAAGAAUGUCGUUUCGACUGCCAGGCGAGCUCCCCAACCUCCCCGGUCACAGCCUCCUCGUGUUCCAGUAAUGCAGACCGUGGAUUUAACGGAGAGAAUUUCCACACAACUGAAGGAAGUUCAGAGGACGCAGAACACACAGAAUGUAAAUUCGAGAGUUGAAAUGGGAUCUGGGUGCCAGAGUGCAAAUGAGAUGCGGCGCAGACCUCCUCCGGCGGGCGGAAGGCCCAAACCUCCGACCAGACCCAAGCCCAAACCCAAGCCAGAAUUUCCAAAGUGUGAGGCUCUCUAUUCCUACGACGCCCAGGAUGUCGACGAACUGACAUUCGACGUUGGAGAUUUAAUUGAAGUGAUAAAAGAAGAUCCGUCCGGCUGGUGGCUGGGAAGACUGAGAGGAAAGAGGGGACUGUUUCCAGCCAUUUACGUCAAGUGCCUGUGAUCGGACCGGAGCGCCGUUUCCCGUCCCACUCCUUCACUGCUGGAUCGGUGAUUUUAAAGUCGUUUUAUUGUCUGUGAUGUUAUUUAUGCACGAGUUCGUUAACGAAAUGUAUAAAAUUUUAUUGUUUUAUAAAAAAAAAAGAAUGUUAAUCUUUGCUCAGGAAUAUUCUUUUUAACUGUUCUUUUGCGGAAUCUUGAUGGUCACCUGAAAAAAUUUAUGAUAAAUGAGAUUUUGAAUGAGUGAACGUAUAUCUGUAACAUAUUUACUUAAUUAAAAUAUUAAAUUUUUAAAAA